Molecule: messenger RNA, 1582 nt
Organism: Malurus melanocephalus (red-backed fairy wren)
Lineage: Eukaryota; Metazoa; Chordata; Aves; Passeriformes; Maluridae
Gene: SLC25A10
Product: solute carrier family 25 member 10
Exons: 11
Coding region: 50-910 (286 amino acids)
Biological process (GO): mitochondrial transport; succinate transmembrane transport; malate transmembrane transport
Cellular component (GO): mitochondrial membrane
Molecular function (GO): succinate transmembrane transporter activity; oxaloacetate transmembrane transporter activity; thiosulfate transmembrane transporter activity
Source: RefSeq, a predicted model, not a curated record
GGCGGGGCCUGUGCCCGGUGGGGGCGGGGCCUGCGGCAGAACGGCGCCCAUGGCGGAGCAGCGCGUUUCGCGGUGGUAUUUCGGCGGCCUCGCCUCGUCCGGGGCCGCCUGCUGCACGCACCCGCUGGAUCUGCUGAAGGUGCACUUGCAGACGCAGCAGGAGGUGAAGAUGAGGAUGAUGGGGAUGGCSAUGCACGUGAUCCGCAAUGACGGGGUCCUGGCUCUGUACAAYGGGCUCAGUGCCUCUCUGUGCCGCCAGAUGACAUAUUCCUUGACUCGYUUUGGCAUCUAUGAGACUGCAAGGAACCACCUGGGCCAGGGCAGGCAGGGGCCUCCCCCSUUUUACCAGAAAGUGCUGUUGGCUGCCGCAGGAGGUUUCACUGGUGGGUUUGUAGGGACCCCAGCGGAUAUGGUGAAUGUCAGGAUGCAGAACGACAUGAAGCAGCCGCCGGCUCAGCGGCGCAAUUAUUCCCAUGCCCUGGAUGGCAUGUACCGUGUCCUCCGGGAAGAGGGGCUGAAGAAACUCUUCUCAGGAGCAUCGGCRGCAUCCUGCCGCGGGGCCCUCGUUACUGUUGGGCAGCUUUCCUGUUAUGACCAGGCCAAGCAGUUGGUUCUCGCAACUGGAUUGCUGUCAGACAACGUCUUCACUCACUUCCUGUCCAGCUUCAUCGCUGGCGGGUGUGCCACAUUCCUGUGCCAGCCCCUGGAUGUGCUCAAGACCCGCCUCAUGAACUCGCACGGAGAGUACCGGGGCAUCACYCACUGUGCCAUGGAAACUGCCAAGCUUGGACCCCUUGCCUUCUACAAGGGCUUCGUUCCUGCUGCUGUCCGCCUCGUUCCUCAGACUGUCCUCACCUUUCUCUUCCUGGAGCAGCUGCGCAAAUAUUUUGGGAUCAAAGUGACCACCUGAGUCAGAGGGACAGGACCCUGCCUUGCCCCAGGGGGGUGAGCGUGUGGGUCACCCCCAAGAUCCCAGAACCCCCUCUCUGCUCUCUGGGGCCAGUGCCAUUCCCCUCCUCUUGACCCCACUCCUGUGCCUUGCCAGCACCUGUGGCCAAUSCACCCCAAACUCUGAUCUCCUCUCACCCCCAUUCUCAGCAUCUCCAUUACCUCUGCACUACUGCUUUCGGGGUUUCUGUGGGUUUUUUUUUCCUAUCUUCCCACUGCCCUACUGAUGCUGAGUUCUGUCCUUGCCCUCCCUCAUCCUUGUCUCUGACGUGCCCCAGAAGCAAGACUGUGCUAUCUCAGGGAGGAGGGAGAUCAGAUGCCUGUCUUUGUACCUCAUCACAGAAUCCAUGGGGCUGUGGGGCUGGGGUUGGGGCAGUGUGUGUGAGGCCCUGUCCUCCCUCAGUGCCUUUAGCCCCUGUGCUUCCCCGUAACCCCAGCACUGCCUGCACCUCCUGCCCUUCUGGCCUCCCACCCCCUGCUUCUGCUUGGCCAAAUCUCUCCAGYGCUGCUGGGCUCUUCAGGGAUUGUGCCUCAUGCCAAUGAUAGUGGGGAGCGUGGUCUGGCUCUGGCAGGGCCUGGCAAUGCCCGCUCGGGGACCCCGCACUCGCUCACCACAGUGCACCUACCCCACACU